UAAAACAGUCGUUUACGUACUGAGUUGUUUGUGUUGUGUUUUAAAUACGAAAUUUAUAUAAAUUUGAUUAAAAAUGACUUCAGAGACGAAGGAAACUUGGUAUUUAGACGUGGUGGAGAAGUUUGACGAUUUCUGCAAAAGAUUAGAUGAUAAGAUUGACAAAGUACAACAACAGAUGAAGGCAAGCAAAAAGAAGACUGAAUUAGAGACAAAACUCGCUCAGGAAAUGAAGCUACAUCAUGAGCUGACCGAACGUCUAGCGGAGUUGUCCCGACGAGGCAGUGAGCUGGAUCGCGUCUGCUCUACCUUCGAGACGCACCUCUCCAUCGCAGACAGUGAUAGGAAUCGAUUGGAUAACGCCAAAGAAACUUACCAGCUGGCUAAGGAGCUGACGGGCAUCAGAUGGGAUUUCAGUGCACCACCAAAUGUUGCCAAAGGAUACAUAAAGAGCGAGUCCCGCAAGCUGCUGGCGCCGCUGCAGGUGGACAUGAGCAGCGCCGACAGCGCCGCGCUCUGGGACCAGCUCGCGGCCGCCGCCGCCUGUCCCGCCUGUCCUGCCCGCGGCAAGGAGAACAGGCGGGACUGCUCAUAGGAGGACCUGGGUAUACUAUCAUCUGUAUUCCUUUGUAUAGUUACCGGCACGGACCUUAAGCGCUGACCUUCACCUGCGCAGAAGUGAUUGUUAGUGUCCCUUUUGCGGUA
Trichoplusia ni (cabbage looper) is the source of this 702-nucleotide messenger RNA. RefSeq lists its product as uncharacterized. The transcript has 5 exons. The record is from RefSeq and is a predicted model, not a curated record. NCBI's taxonomy places the organism in Eukaryota, Metazoa, Arthropoda, Insecta, Lepidoptera, Noctuidae. Bases 74 to 592 code for a protein of 172 amino acids.